CACUGACCCACGGACACACACAUGAGCAGCAUGAGCACAGUGUCUGAGUCAGUGGUGGGCAGCACCAGGUCUCUGUCCGCAGCCAAGAGACACAAAAGUAUCAGGAAGAACUCCAGGAGGAUUUAUUCUGCCUACCAGGACAACCAGGGCUCCUCAGAUGAUCAGGACAAAGAGGAUGAGCGGGCGGACAGCAACGACCCAGAGGAGAUGUUCCAGAACAUUCAGUACCAGAAGGAGAUCAUCGCCAACAUCCGGACCAGACCCUGGCCAAUGAGACGCAAGCUCAAAGUCCUCAAGUAG
Notothenia coriiceps (black rockcod) is the source of this 300-nucleotide messenger RNA. RefSeq names its product transmembrane channel-like protein 3. The transcript has 2 exons. The record is from RefSeq and is a predicted model, not a curated record. NCBI's taxonomy places the organism in Eukaryota, Metazoa, Chordata, Actinopteri, Perciformes, Nototheniidae. Bases 22 to 300 code for a protein of 92 amino acids.